AUGAUAGAGAGCGAUAUCCCGUCCAUAAUGUCAGGAAUCAUUAGGAAUUCAGGGCAAAACCACCACCCCUCGCAGGAGUACAGGCUCCUGGCUUCAGACCCGUCCCAGCUGAGCGAGGAUGAGCUCCCGGGGGAUUUGCAGUCCCUGUCCUGGCUGACAUCCGUGGAUGUGCCUCGGCUCCAACAGAUGGCCAGUGGGAGGAUGGAUUUCAGCCUGGGGGCCCAGAACGCCAUGCUCCAGCAGACAGGUGCUGUGGGGAGCACGAUGCACUCGACACCCGGAGCAAUGAUCCACGUCCAGGCCAGUCUCCCACAGGGAAUCCUGGGCCUCAAUUCCAUUUCAACACACGGAGCCAAAAUGAGCCCCUACGCCGUGGGUGGGCAACUGUCCCCUGGUUUGCAAACACAGCAACAGCUCUUCCCUCCUCCUCCUCCUCCUCCUCCUCCUCACUCCCAGCAGGUGUUUGCACUGGCCCAGAACCCCCAGCAGUGUAACCCAGCAGCAAUCUACAACACAUCCUAUGGGGCACAGCCACACUAUUCCCAGCCACGCCUGGCUCCCCAGUCUGCCCAGGAGCUGCAUCCAAAGCAUUAUCCCAAGCCCAUCUAUUCCUACAGCUGUUUGAUCGCCAUGGCGCUGAAGAACAGCAAGACCGGGAGCCUGCCCGUGAGCGAGAUCUACAGCUUCAUGAAGGAGCACUUCCCUUACUUCAAGACAGCCCCUGACGGGUGGAAGAAUUCCGUGCGCCACAACCUGUCCCUGAACAAGUGCUUUGAGAAGGUGGAGAACAAACUGAGCGGGACCUCCCGCAAGGGCUGCCUGUGGGCCCUCAACCCCGCCAAGAUCGACAAGAUGGAGGAGGAGAUGCAGAAGUGGAAGAGGAAGGAUUUGGCUGCUAUUCACAGGAGCAUGGCUAACCCAGAGGAGCUGGACAAGCUGAUCACUGACAGACCUGAGAGCUGCAGGCGGCCCAACAAGCAGGCAGAGCCCGAGGGGCCCCCCCUGGGCCGGAUCUCCGUGUCCCAGCUCCAGCCCCAGCCCAUCAUGACGCUGUCCCUGCAGUCCCUGCCCCUGCACCACCAGCUCCAGACCCAGGCUCGCCUCGCCCCCAACUCGCCAGCCCCUGCACAAACGCCUCCUCUGCACACCCUGCCUGACAUGAGCCACAGCCCCCUGCCCCACCAUCCCAUGGGACGCGCCCCGGACUUCCCGAACGUGGCGGUGGACAUGAGCACGGAGGUGGACGCUCUGGAUCCAAGCAUUAUGGAUUUCGCACUGCAAGGGAACAUUUGGGAAGAGAUGAAAGACGACAGCUUCAGCCUGGACACCCUGGGUGCCUUCAGCAACUCCCCCCUGCAUCUCUCCGACUGCGAGCUGGGCACGCCCGGCCUCACGCCCGUGUCCAGCGGCAGCGACCGCUCCUUCUCCGACCUGCAGGUCACUGGCCUUUACACCACCUACACCACCCUGGACAAUGUGGCAGCUGCUCAGUACAUGAACCCCCAAGGCAACAAACCCAUCCCUCUGCUCUGAGCUUGGCCCUGUUCCACGGACCCCGAGGGACAGUUCUUCCCCGCGGUUAAAAUCCGACCGGGAAGCUCCAAGAGCUCGUCCUGCUUUGGGAUGUGUUGGCUGCUUCCAGCGUGUGAGGCCAAAAUAAAUCAAGCUGGGACUUGGUAGAACCACUUUCCCCCACGGCAAGGGCAUGGACACUUGUGUUGUGGGACUGGGGAGCUCUCCAGAAGGAGCUGGAAGGAAGCAGGAACUUUCACUGGAAUGUAACUGAGCUAAAAAUCACUCAGUUAAGGGAAUUAAAUUUAUUCCACACCAUGGUGCAGCUGCUGUGUCACCACUGUCACAGAAGCCACCACAAGACAAGGGGCUGGCCAGCCCCAAGUUGGUUGAUUGUGCCCCUGGUGUGUAAUUUUUACUUAAUGUGCCAAAUUGGACAAAGACCUCCCCCAGUUCCUGGAGACAUUUGCACCACUAACACUUUUCUGACGUAACUGUUGUUAAUUUAUUGUUAGGAGGUAGAAAAAAAGGAGCAAAACCACUAAAAAAGGAAAACUCACCUCCCUAGCAGAUCACUGUUAUAUCUAGAUUUGUAAAAGUCCUCACCCCUGAAGGAAGUGGUACUACUGAACUAUUAAACUGAUCACUGGCUAGAGGAUUUUAGGAAUUAUGCCGAUUUUUAGGAUUUUUUAAAAAAAUAGAUUGGUUUAUAGUCUUGUGUAUUGUGCUUCUGUCUAUUCUUGUGCUAGGCAGUAUUACUAUUUGUAAAUUUAUUUAUAUUUAUUGUUAUGAAAAGAAAUUAUGUGAACUGAGCACUGUUCAAUUUGUAUAAUGCUGCAGUAACCUGUUUUACAACCACUAAAUUAUUCAUCAGAACCACAACCAUCUUAUCACAGUUUUUACACUACAUUUCCUUAAUAAGCACUUUUGAUACUGUGAAACUCAUGCUUUUUAAAAAAUUCAGAGACCAAAUAUUGUCACUGUACCUUUCAUAAUAGUCUUUGCUAAU
Molecule: messenger RNA, 2521 nt
Organism: Pseudopodoces humilis (Tibetan ground-tit)
Lineage: Eukaryota; Metazoa; Chordata; Aves; Passeriformes; Paridae
Gene: FOXN4
Product: forkhead box N4
Biological process (GO): regulation of transcription by RNA polymerase II
Molecular function (GO): DNA-binding transcription factor activity, RNA polymerase II-specific; transcription cis-regulatory region binding
Source: RefSeq, a predicted model, not a curated record